Messenger RNA from Acanthoscelides obtectus, 306 nucleotides. Lineage: Eukaryota; Metazoa; Arthropoda; Insecta; Coleoptera; Chrysomelidae. The record is from the annotation of a GenBank genome assembly.
CACACAGUCUGUUUUUAAUUUUCGGGAAAGUAAAGAAAUCGUUAGAACUUAGAUCGGGACUAUAUGGAGGAUGGUCCAAUAAUUCCACGUUUUCUUCCUUUAAAUACUGCCUUGUUUUUUGGGCUGUGUACGAGCUGCAUUGUCUUGGUGGAGGAUGAUUCUUUCGGGGUUGAUUUUUCGAAGCUCCGUGAUGACUUUUGGCAAACAAAUGGUGGUAUACCAAUCCGCAAGAAAUUGUUGCAAUAUGACCCGCUUUUGACACAAGUGUCGCGACCAUCUUUUUCGAAACACUUUGAGAACGGAUGA